Molecule: messenger RNA, 1920 nt
Organism: Lethenteron reissneri (Far Eastern brook lamprey)
Lineage: Eukaryota; Metazoa; Chordata; Hyperoartia; Petromyzontiformes; Petromyzontidae
Product: DEP domain-containing protein 7-like
Biological process (GO): intracellular signal transduction
Source: RefSeq, a predicted model, not a curated record
AUGCAGGGCUGCUCCGUGCGAGAGAUGGCGGCGAGAUUCAGUGAUGUGCUCCGAGCCGCGCCUGGCCCUGGCCUCGUGGCGUCGACGGCGUCGGCGGCAGGAGCCGAGGAUGAAAGCGAUCCCAACUCGACCGGUCUUCCGCACCACUGCAUGAAUGUCCCAACGUUGACGCGCAUUCCCUGCCCGGGCAUGGUGCCGUUGCCACCACCGACACCACCACCACCGGCACCACCUUCGAAGGCAACGUCAUCCUCGUCGGCGUCAUUGUCAGCGUCGUCGUCGUCGUCGUCGUCCGUGGCUGGUGCCGAGGACGACCCGGCAGCGCCGCCGGGCCACCACGCGUUUCGCGCCACGCAGGUGUGGAGCGAGCUGCUGGCGACGCUGCGGGGCCACGUGGACGCGAGGAGGAGGAGGGUGCAGCUCCGCUACCACGACGACUGCUUCACGGGCGCCGACGUGGUGGACGUGCUGAUCACGCACCUCGCGAGGACGCCGCGCUUCAACGCCUCCUGCGAGCUGUCCAGGAUCCAGGUGACGCGGCUGUGCCAGUCGUUUGUGGACUGCGGGGAGCUGGAGCCGGUGGGCAGCGCGCGACGCUUCGGCUUCUUCGGGGAGAAGCGCGCUCCCACGUUCGAGGACGGCAGCUCCAGCUUCUACCGCUUCCCGCUCGAGGGCGGCGGAAUGGCGCGGUCGGCCAUCGGUUCGAAGGAGGCGGGGGACAGGGCAGAAGACUCCGGCCUGAUGUCCAACCGCACUGCGGUCGAGUCGAGCGACCAGGCCCUGGAGAAGAUGUUCAGCAGCGUGAACCUCCUGGGGCCCUCGCUCCCGGCCACUGCCGACAACGCCCCGGAGCGGGGCUGCCUGCUCUCCAAAAAGGCCGUGGCGGAGGUGUGGAGGCACCAGACACUGCUGCGACUGCUCCAGCUCAUAGACCUCACCGUGCUCGACUCGGUGCUGGAGUCGCCGCCCUCCUCGCCCAAGCGCGGCAAGAAGCGGCCGCCGGCGCCGUCGCCCGCGCCGCCCACCGCCACCGACGAUGACGACGACCUCAUCGUCCACAACCCCUACCUGGAGCUGACGGACGCCGGCCUCGGCCUGCCUGUCUUGGACGAGUGGCUGGCGGCCGCGCUGGACUGCCUGGACCACCUCCCCGACGCGCUCGUGGUGGAGGUGACGCAGAGGCUGCCGCGGGGCUGGGGCGGGGCGCACGGCGGCCCCGCCGGCGCCGCAGACCACCCCGACGGCGGUGACGGCGGCGACGCCGCCAAGCGCGUCCUCUUUGAGGUCGUCGGCCGCCACUACGGGCAGGCGAAGCGGCCGCUGCUCGAGAACCGCCUCUUCGACGUCCACACGGCAAUCCUGGAACUCAUACUGAAGGACAGCACGGCGGUGGCCCUGGAGGCCACGCAGCUCUGCCUGCGGCUGCUGGAGGCGAGCGUCCGCGAGGAGCUGCGGGCGCUGCUCCGGCUCAUGCACGUGGCGGCGCUCGCGAGCUCCUACCGGCUGCACAAGCAGGCCGACAAUCUCGCCGUGGUGCGACGGACGUUCGGCAAGGCGAUCGUGCAGAACAAGGCCCUCUCCAAGAGCCAUGCCGAGCUGCUCAUCUCCUUCCUGAUGGACAACCACGCGGAGAUCUUCAAGGUGCCGGUGUCGCUGCACGUCAUGGUGAGCGAGCGGCUGUCGAGCCUGCAAGAGGGCGGCGACCCCAACCGGCCGCCGGGCUUCACGUACUGCGUGCGGCAGUCGCGCGCCGAGUACGCCGCGGAGGGCGCAAGCGCCACGGAGGAGGCGCUGCGCCAGCUCGUCGCCAGCGUGAGCGAGGACACGGCGCACUCCGCCAAGCACAAGCGGCGGCUGCUCAAGGAGCUGCAGAGGCAUCACCCGCAGGCCUUCUCGCAACACUUUUCCACCAUGCUGUGA